This is a messenger RNA of Colletotrichum paranaense, 1575 nucleotides long. RefSeq names its product cAMP phosphodiesterase class-II. The transcript has 2 exons. NCBI's taxonomy places the organism in Eukaryota, Fungi, Ascomycota, Sordariomycetes, Glomerellales, Glomerellaceae. The record is from RefSeq and is a predicted model, not a curated record. Gene Ontology annotation, biological process: cAMP catabolic process; negative regulation of glucose mediated signaling pathway. The coding region runs from base 1 to 1575 and encodes 524 amino acids. Gene Ontology annotation, molecular function: 3',5'-cyclic-GMP phosphodiesterase activity; 3',5'-cyclic-AMP phosphodiesterase activity.
AUGGAAGACACAAAUGGGGAGAAGUCGGAGAAUUUCCGUCGGCCGGCCUUGCAGGUCAUUGUCCUGGGUGCCGGCGGCGGUCCCCAGGAAUCAAAUACUACCGCUCUUCUAGUUCGCUCAGUCGCCUCGGGGUGGACAAAAGGCUCCAUCAUCGCCGUAGAUGCCGGUGUUCAUCUUUCGGCUAUUACUCGCAUUCUUGAAGAAACGGCACCUCCAGGCCUCGGCACCCAGCUUCCGCUCCCCCACACCCUUGCCUCCGGGCCAUUUGCAGGCCUGCAGCUUACACCAAACAGUCAGCUGGAGGUCGCAACAGGCGCAGUGUAUCCAUCGUCCAUCGCCUCAUUCAUCACUCGUACUCUUAUCGAUACGUAUGUGAUUACUCAUCCUCACCUCGAUCACAUCUCCGGCUUCGUCGUGAACACGGCAGGUCUUACCAGGCCCAAGCGCCUUGCCGCAUUGCCCUCAACGGUUAACGCUCUCAAAACUCACAUCUUCAACAAUGUUAUUUGGCCCAACUUGUCCGACGAAAGUAACGGUGCAGGCUUAGUCACGUAUACCCGGCUAGUAGAAGGAGGGUCGCCAGCCAUUGGCGAUGGCGAGUCUAAAGGAUAUCUAGAGGUUGCGGAUCGCCUCGCUAUCAAGGCGUAUUCUGUUUCACACGGUCACUGCAUUGAGCGACACCCACAUCGCGGCUCGACCUCCUCCACUGCAACACCUCUACGAUAUCCUUCUGUCGAUGCCGCAUCCAUGGCGUCACCGCGCAUACUGCCAUACGGCCUGGCCUCGAGCACCGCGCAUAUCCCUCGAGCAGCAUCGGUUGCGCCGGAGCCGCAGGCCAGUGUAUGCGUUUACGACUCCUCGGCUUACUUUAUCCUCGAUAUGGCUACUAACCUAGAGAUACUCAUCUUUGGAGACGUCGAGCCGGAUUCUAUGUCACUCUCCCCUCGAAACUUGACUAUUUGGGAAGAAGCUGCUCCAAAGAUUGUAGCUGGCCAACUUGCUGCCAUUUUCAUCGAAUGUUCAUACGACGACUCGCACUCUGAUGAUCGCUUAUUUGGUCAUCUAAAACCCCGCUAUGUGAUGGAAGAGAUGCACGCAUUGGCUCAGACUGUUGAGGAGGCGCGAGGAGAUGCCCAUGCCUCCCGGAAGCGGAAGCGUGUAGCAGAACCCGACACGAUCCCACGACGAAGGACAGGAGGCGCCUUUUCGCGCCUUGCCGGCGGCGAUGAGUCCCCAAUCAGCCCCAAAUCAGUGGCCAAGCGUGCUGUGUCUGCAGACAUUGGCCACGUACCGCCACUGCCGCCCGCUGCUACAUCGGUAGAGAGCCCACAUCUGACGACUCCUACACAGGAAUUGUCUUUGCGCGAGGCUGAAGGAUGGAGCGAGACGGAGGAUGGGCACUCCAAGGGCCCACCUCUCAAGGGUAUCAAAGUUGUCAUUAUCCACGUCAAGGACCGCCCAGAUGGAAGGGACCAAGGAAAACUUAUUCUGCAGGAACUCGAGGCCUACGAAGCCGACGCCCAGCUGGGCUGCGAGUUUAUCGUCUCCCACGCGGGGCAGAGUCUCUACCUUUGA